UGGCGCAUGCAAGGCAUGCCUAGCGCAUGCAAAUGCUGUUUCGAGUUUCUCACAUUCAAUUUGCACAUAAUUUUUUUGAGAAAAAGUCUAUUAGGGGGUAAAUUCCCCCUUUUUUUGAUGUAAUUGCUGUAUGAUAUGGAAAAAUUCCUCCGUGUUCAUAUUUUAUUAUUCUGCAGUUAAAUGAGGAAUAAUUGAAACAAUUCAUCUUUCCUCCUGGCCCCGCCGGCCCCUUUCAUAUAUAGCUUACAAUGGAAUCGUAUCACUUCAAAGACCUGAAGCCAUCUCCUGACAAGAUGUUCGCCUAUACUGACGAUAUCAAGGACGUUCCAUUGAUUUUAGACAAUGGUUCAUACACAGCCAAGGUUGGCUGGACAAAUCAGCAAGACCCUGCCAUGAUCUUUAAAAACCUCAUCACAAAGAUCAGGAAGGAUAAGAUGAAAAAGGACAUGGAAACGCAGAUAGGUAACGACAUCGUGAGUGUGGAGGCCGGGCGGCUGAACUUGCGGACGCAGUUCGACCACGGCGUGGUGACGCACUUCGAGGCGCAGGAGACGCUGCUGGACUACUCGCUGACGCACCUGGGGGUGAACACGCCGGACGGCCUGCAGCACCCGAUGGUCAUCAGCGAGCCGCCGGCCAACCUCAACUCCUCGCGCGCCGCCAUGUCGGAGCUGUUGUUCGAGUGUUACCGGGUGCCGUCCAUCAGCUACUUCGUGGACGCCCUGGCCAGCCUGCGGUACAACCAGCCCGACUGCCGGGACGCGCUGGUCAUUUCCUGUGGCUACCACACCACACACGUCAUACCUGUACUGGACGGCAGGAUGGAUGCGGGAAAUGCUCGCAGGAUCGGCGUCGGCGGCUUUCUGAUGACCAGCUACCUACAGCGCCUUCUGCAGCUAAAAAAUCCGUCGGCCCUAGCGGCCAUCACACUCUCCCGCGCUGAGGAGCUGCUGCACGAGCUGGUGCUGUUCAGCGGCGAUUACGGCUCGGAUUUGCGGCUCUGGGCCGACCCCGCGCACCAGAAGGAGCACACCAGACCAGUUCAGCUGCCGGUUACCAUGGCAACCGGCUCGGAGCAGCCGCGUCCUUCACAGCCAGCGGCCGGGGAGGCCAAGGACAAGAAACUCGUCGCCAAAGCGAGAAUGCACGAAAUGCAUAUGAAGAAAAGACAGGCCUUGAUUUCAGAAGACGAGCGGCGACUGGCCCGGGCCCGUCAGUCGGGCGAGACCGACCCUGAGUAUCUGCAAGAGCUUGAGCGGAGGAUCGAAGCCGGCCGGACAAAGCUGGCGGAGCUAGCCGAGCGCGGCCAGGUGACGCCGGUGCGGCUGUCGCCGGACGCCCUGCAGGCCCGGCUGGAGGAGCUCGAGGGCAGACGCCGGGAGCUGCUGGAGCGGCGUGCGGAGAGGCGGCGGCGGCGCGCGGAGAUGGCCCGUCGCCGCACGGCUGCCAGCCAGCAGCGCAUGCGCAUCAUCAGCCAGCUGGCCUCCCAGCGGCCCACCAAGGACGACACGUUCGGCGCGCGGGACGAGGACUGGGACGUCUACAAGGCCAUCAACGUGGACGGCGGUGACAGCGACUCGGAGGCAGACGCCGAGGAGUUGACCGAGGUCGAGGGUCGUCUCCGGCAGCUGGCGCCCGACCUGGCCUGGUGUCAGCCGGCCGCCGGCGGAGCUCAGCCCCACCAGAUCCAGCUGGGCACCGAGCCGCUGCAGACUGCCGAGAUACUCUUCCAGCCCAGCAUGCUGGGCCUGGAUCAGGCGGGUCUGGCCGAGACGAUCCAGUUUGUGCUGUCCAAGUACCCCGCCGAGAGCCAGCAGCGACUGGCGGGUAACGUGUUCGUCACCGGCGGCGUAAGUAACGUGCCUGGUCUGCGGCAGCGGCUGGAGCACGAGCUCCGACAGAUGCGGCCCUUCCAGUCCAGUUUCGCCGUGUCGGUGGCCAGCUCGCCCUCGCUGGACGCGUGGCGCGGCGCCCGCUCCCUGAGCGCCGCGGGCCAGCUCGAGUACGUCUCCCGUCAGCAGUACGUCGAGUGUGGCGCCGACUACCUGGCCGAGCACAUGGCCUCCAACCGGUACUGGCCAACCCCGGCCGAGCCGGCGGCCGGUCAGCCCGCCUGAGAUCAGCCAGCGCCCGGCCAGCCCGCCUAAGGUCAGCCAGCAGCGCCGCUGCAGCCCGCCAACUGCUUACUGUGAAUCACUUGUUUUCUUCCACUGUGCCCCUGCAGUGAGUUGUCGGAUUUUGCGUGCAUUCCGUACUCCGUAGUGUCUUUGUUUGUAAGGUUCCGGCCGUUUGGAACUUGAUCCCUUUGCAAACGUCCUGCAUCGACUGUCUGUUUGCAGAUUGAUUUAACCAUCUGUUAACGGAUAAGGUCAAUAAAUGAUACGGAAUAA
Amphibalanus amphitrite is the source of this 2390-nucleotide messenger RNA. Its product is annotated as actin-related protein 5-like. Bases 249 to 2117 code for a protein of 622 amino acids. The transcript has 11 exons. Gene Ontology annotation, biological process: regulation of DNA-templated transcription. Gene Ontology annotation, cellular component: Ino80 complex; cytoplasm. Lineage: Eukaryota; Metazoa; Arthropoda; Thecostraca; Balanomorpha; Balanidae. The record is from RefSeq and is a predicted model, not a curated record.